This is a messenger RNA of Guillardia theta CCMP2712, 1203 nucleotides long. RefSeq lists its product as hypothetical. The transcript is spliced from 3 exons. The record is from RefSeq and is a predicted model, not a curated record. NCBI's taxonomy places the organism in Eukaryota, Cryptophyceae, Pyrenomonadales, Geminigeraceae. The coding region runs from base 1 to 1203 and encodes 400 amino acids.
AUGGAGGUCAAGAUCUACACAGCGAUCAGUAAGAUCGAUCGUUUAGAGUGGAACAAGUGCUGCGAGGAGGCUGCAGGGAAGGGCAAGGAGAAUCCCUUCCUCGCGUGGGAGUUUCUGAACGCCCUCGAGGAAUCUGGAUCGGCUUCAGGGGCUUCGGGCUGGGCCCCCCACCACCUUGUUGUGCAUGACAAGCACAGCAGUCGCAUCCUUGCUUGCGCUCCUGUGUACCUCAAGGGCCACAGCUAUGGGGAGUAUGUGUUCGACCAUUCCUGGGCUAGAGCAUACAGGACGUUCUCCAGCGACAACUACUACCCGAAGCUGCAGUGCUGCGUGCCUUUCACUCCUGUGAUGGGGCCGAGGCUGAUGGCGAGGGGCGAGACGGAGGAGGAGGCAAGGAGAGCGAGGAGGGCGCUGGCUCGGGGGAUGGUGGAACUGUGUAGUAAGUACGGGCUGAGCAGUGCGCAUGUGACAUUUCCCACCAAGGAAGACUGGGAGCUGAUGGGCAGGCAAGGGUUCCUGCUGCGGACGGGGAUACAGUACCACUGGAGGAACGAAGGGUACCAGAGUUUCGACGAGUUCCUGAUGCGGCUGAAGCAGUCGAGGAGAAAGAGCAUCAGGCAGGAGAGGAACAAGGUGGCGAAGGCGGGGGUGAGGGUGAAGGCUCUGACGGGAGAAGAGAUUGAGGAGAGGCAUUGGGAUGCGUUCUAUCAGUUCUACCUCAAUACGGUAGAUGAGAAAUGGGGGCAGGCUUACCUGAACCGAAAGUUCUUCACCCUGUUGGGAAGGGAAAUGGCAAACAAGGUCUUGCUCGUGGUGGCGGAGGAGGAGGAGACUGGAGAGCUGGUGGCGGGAGCGCUGAACCUCAUUGGAGGAGACUGCCUGUAUGGCAGGAACUGGGGAUGUAGCAAGAAGUACGACUCUUUGCACUUUGAGCUUUGCUACUACCAGGCCAUCGAUGCCGCCAUCCGCAUGGGGCUUCAACGGGUGGAGGCAGGAGCGCAGGGGGAGCACAAGAUUUCCCGCGGUUACCUCCCGACCUUCACUUACAGCGCUCACUUCAUACGCGUUCCCAACUUUCGCAAUGCUGUGAACCAAGCGCUGGUUCAGGAAAGGGAUCAGAUCAUUUAUGCGUCUGCCAUGCUCACACUGCAAGAGUCGCCAUACAAGGUGAACCAACACCGCAGCUCAUCCUCACCGUGCUGA